AUGACUCGAUUCUACCUGGCCCAUGAUGCCCCGCCCGCUUGUGCGCCGACCUCUGUCACUCCGGGCAUUCAACACCUCGUCGACAAGCAGGAACAGCCGACUUGUCGCGACCGGUCUUCUCAUUCCUCGUCCAGUGCAGACCUCGCGCCUGCAAAGGCUGCUGAACCGCUCACUCCGCCUCUCCUGCCUUGUAGCGGCGGUGUCUCCCCUUGCUCUCACUCGCGAAUACUUGGUGCUGUUUGCGCGGAGUCUCUGACUGUGACAGAACAAGUCACAACACUGAGCAUCUCGCCUGAUCUCGACGGAGGAGAUGUCGUGGACGAUGAGCCCGCCCGUUCCGCACACGAAAAUCCAGAGCAGACACCCUCCCUCGCCCCAAAAGACGCCGUCCAGCACGCUCACGGCCUUCUCAUCGACGACUACCAAUUCUCCAGGCGCGGCACAAGCGGCGCCUCGUCCUUUCUCGAGGUCAUACUGGAGGACGAACUUGGAGCCGGUGCUGGCGGAGACGUCUACACCGAUCCUUCAGGGAUGCUGGCAAUCAAGGUGAUUGUCCCACAGGGCGAUGAGAGCUUCGAGCAGUACGAGGACCGCUGGGACGAGGGAGUGCGCGAGGUGGAGGCGCUCGAGCGGUUGAAGGGGUGUUUGGCGCCGGAACUGUACGGCGUCUUUGAGCGGACGGAUGACGAGGGCUACAGGUGGGUGGUCAUUGUCUCGGAGCGGAUCCGCGGCAAGGCCUGUGGGGACAGCGAGUUCAAGAAGUAUCGCCUCGACAUCGCACACGCCCUCAUCCGCCUUCACACCUGCGGCAUCCUCCACGGCGACGUCCGACCGCAAACGUCCUGA
Messenger RNA from Rhodotorula toruloides NP11, 846 nucleotides. Its product is annotated as serine/threonine protein kinase. NCBI's taxonomy places the organism in Eukaryota, Fungi, Basidiomycota, Microbotryomycetes, Sporidiobolales, Sporidiobolaceae. Gene Ontology annotation, biological process: protein phosphorylation. The transcript is spliced from 3 exons. Bases 1 to 846 code for a protein of 281 amino acids. Gene Ontology annotation, molecular function: ATP binding; protein kinase activity. The record is from RefSeq and is a predicted model, not a curated record.